UUUGAACCAUUUGAAUGGAAUCAUCAACGAGUGAAUUCAUCUUCUCAACACAUGAUAGUAGCUCCAUCUGUUGACUCUUUGAAACAAAGGUUCAAUCAACCGAGAGACCAUAAUUAUGAGAACCAAUACAAGUCAUCAAAUCUCCUGUCCUUCCUAAACUGAAACCAAAACUGAAAACUGAAACUUCAGAUAUUCAAAACAGCCAUUUUCACUAACCGCUGAAGGUCACUAAAGACGGAAAGGUGGUUAAAUCGUUCGUUUUCUAGUCAUAGUCGUUUUGCGUCUCGUUCGUCCCAAUGCUUCAUGAAUUCGCUGGUUGGUAUAGAAGGUGGCGAUUCGGUGAAGGGACACGUAUUGAUUUAGUUUUAAUUGGCCCACCAGGUAGUGGAAAAGGGACUCAGGCAGUCAAAAUAGCUGAACGUUAUAAAAUCUGCCAUUUAUCUACUGGAGAUAUUCUUAGAGCCAUUAUAGCAUCAGGAUCAGAACUUGGUCAAAAAGUACAGAAAAUUACGGAAUCAGGAGGACUUGUUUCAGAUGACAUCGUUUGUGACCUAAUCGCACAAAAAAUCAAUUCUCCGGAAUGUAAAAAUGGACUUCUAUUCGACGGGUUUCCACGCACACUAGAACAAGCCAAAAAACUUGAUAACCUUCUUAGAGAUCGUCAGAUUCAUCUGUCGGCUGCCUUGGAAUUCAAGCUCGAUCCUACCAUCUUGGAAAAAAGGAUUUGUGGCAGGUUAUUCCACUUAGCUAGUGGUAGGUCAUAUCAUGAAUUGUUCAAUCCCCCGAAAGUCCCCAUGGUAGAUGACGUAAGUUACAUUUUCUUAAUAAUAUAAAUGUCUACUUAUCGUGCCUAAUAGAUAGUUCUUAGGUAUAUUGUUGUGUAAGCCUUUUGAUGUAGACAAUCGAGUUAUUAUUUUAGUCUUGAUUGCACGCACUAUACGUAUAUUUCAACGUAAUCAAAUAGAUAACGAACUAAAUUAUUCAAACUACUUUUUUUGUCUACCCUGGGUUCUGUGCUUCUGAAUUCCUCAAGUUUUUUAUUUCUCUGAUUUACGUUUCUUUGAUUCGUUACUUCAAUCGUCAAUAUUUUCUAUUGCCAGUGGUACUGAUACCGUUUCUACUACUAUGGUUCACCCUAGCAAUUUCGUCCCGCUGUGCUAGUAGUGUAUGGCAACCUUAGUCAAUGCACAUACGCACCAGGUUGUGCGUUGAAAUUGACUGGUCUGAACUUUUUUUCAAGUUGUCCUCGUGAAGGUUCGUUAGCUGGUGUUAUAAUGUCUUUCGACUCCUAAUCUUUGAGCUAAUUGCAACACUGACUUAGUUAAGGCUCUUUAGAGAUCUUUUCUCUUACUUAGAAUUUCCGCCGUCAUGUCUGCAUUGGUCUUCAUAUGGUGGCAAAGUGAACGGAUAGGUGAGAUAAUCUGACCGUUCAAAAUGCAUUGUGGUAAUAUAUCACAGUCUAUAAAGCUUCAUCUUUUUGAAUUACCGAAAUAUCAUAUCUUUUGCCUUUUGUACGUGAAGAACUACCCAUUCAUUCUAUUCUAUUGUAUUCUAGUGGUCAUGUUUGAUAGUCAGAUUUCCUUUUGUAAUGUUAUUCGGGUGUGCUCGAGAUCGUUUGUACCUAACAUCAUAUGUUAGAUGGUAUUUAGGACCGCUCCUUAUCUCAUCCAAUCCUUUUACUAAGGACUAUUGUCUCCAGUCCAUGUGUUAAGAUUGGUAAAAUUAUGGAUUCUACAAGUUUUGUUUCAGUAUUCCGACUCAUACCAUUAGCUCGCCAUACUGGACUUAUUUUUAUUGUGGUAUGUUUAGCUUUUAUCAGGUUGACAUUAUUCGUGUCACUAGGGUGACCUUCGCUUCGAACUAUCGAUCCCAGGUACUUAAGAGAGUUUGCCUCCUUUAUCGUGCUAUCACCUAUGGUGACUGAUUACUGGUGAUCGUCUCGUCCAUCGCUCCGAUGACAAACCUGAAGCUUUGAAAAAGCGCUUGUAUGAGUAUGAGAAAAAUGCAACACCUAUUUUACAUUUCUAUGAAUCUCAAAAUAAACUACUUCGAAUAAACGCAAACAAAGAUGUUAAUCAGGUGUUCAGUGAUAUUCAGGAACUUAUUCGUGUGAAAUUAGCAGAGGGACGAUAGGCGUAUAAAAUGUUCUUAGUGAUCUUAUUUUAGUGUUUAAAUUAAAAGACUACUUCGAACAAUAUCUACCACUAUACUUUCCUGGGUUUUUAUUGAUGGAUAGUUUCCCUAAAAACAAUAACCAAAUUAUGUGUAGUUUUGCUUUCUUGAGAUUAAUUUUGUGUAUUGCAUAAUAAAGACCUCCAAUUAUCAUAUACCGUAUUUUCAAUCAAAUUUUUAGGUUUUCGUCCGCUUCAACCCUUCACAUUAUUAGUUCAAAAAGAAUUAAACGUUCUGCUUUCUCAGGACGUUACGUUUGUAAUUACUUUACUCAUUUCUUGAGGUUUAUGGUAGUUCCUAGUAAUUCUAACUUGGUUGACGUAUAUUGUCGUGAUGGAGGUAAUAUUGGGGGAAGUGCAACGCUUGUGUCUAGUUUAUAGAUUAUCUUUUGUAUAAUUGUACUUCUAUGUUUUCCUUGUUGUAAGCUUCCAGUAAAUCUAUUAACUAUUGUUGUAUGAUUUAUUGUUCCUCAAUUAUGUACUGUUUGCUACAUUCUCUGCCACUUAUAGCACAUCUGAGGUGCGUUGCGGUCCGAUAACUCAAGUAUAUAGACUAAUGUGUGUUUGAGAUCGAUGUAAUGGAUGCCUAAAAUAUGUAACGGAAGCUUGGCUGAUGUCUUUUUUUAUUCAGGGCCCAGGUUGGGAAUCAACGGACCAAUAUGGGUCAAGCGAACAUUACCCUCAGCCCAUAGAUAACUGUGUUGGCCGGCACAUAUCACUAGUCAAGGCUUGGGACGCUAGACAUAUACGGAAAAAUACAAGCGGAGUGAUGAAAUUAUAAUCGGAAUUUCGAUUAGCGAAUCUAGCAAGUGAUAUUUAUUAACGUCUCAAAUAUAACAAAUGCUAUUC
This is a messenger RNA of Schistosoma bovis, 3020 nucleotides long. NCBI's taxonomy places the organism in Eukaryota, Metazoa, Platyhelminthes, Trematoda, Strigeidida, Schistosomatidae. The record is from the annotation of a GenBank genome assembly.